This is a messenger RNA of Caenorhabditis auriculariae, 4911 nucleotides long. The record is from the annotation of a GenBank genome assembly. Lineage: Eukaryota; Metazoa; Nematoda; Chromadorea; Rhabditida; Rhabditidae.
AUGAAGCGUGAGUUGACUUGAAUUGAUAAUAAACCUAAAUUAACGUUUUUAGCGUCCUACACGUAUCCUUUUCUUCACACGGCGCGGAGUCCAGAGGCAGAAGAGUUCCGAAAUGCAACUCCACAAGGUUUGUUGCAAUAUUGAGAUGAACUACAUAACAGUACUACCAAUUUUUCGCACUUCAUAGAAAAAACGAUAGCGAUCUGUUGACUUAUUAUGCGCUUUCUAUUUUUCAACAGAUCGGAUUACGUUUUUGCACCACUUUCUGACUCAUCUUUUUAUACUUUUUCUUCUUUUUUUUCUGUCGGCCUUUAACUCUCGGAACUCCGCCUCGUCCUUAUUUCUCUUGUUCCGUCGGGACCACUUCACGGCCUGAGCUUCUGAGUCUUGAUUUGUCUUUCCCUUGCCAUUAAGCUUUUAGUCCGAAAUUCAAAAUUUCGGCCGCAAAUGGAAAACCAAGUAAAACCAGAAUGUAGUAAUGGAAAAUUCACAUUUUCUGAAAUUGGAUAUCUUAUUUUAUAUUAGUGGCAGACCCCACGAGUUUUUCACGCGGUACUUUCCCGCCGAAUUCAAAAAGGCGGUCUCCAUCGCGCUAUUUCGCUGGGAUUUUCGAGUGGUAAAGUACUCGACGUGUUGUGUUUGUGUGGGGGCGCUUCUGUGGCGACGCAGCUCCGGAUUCCAACCUGCAAAGAACUUUUUUAUUCUAGCCGACCGUUUUUUUUUUACCAGUUUUCAAAGCCAUUCGCGAAUCGUCUUUCGCUGUUAUUUUAAUCAUGUCUUUUAUAGUCUUGUAAUAGUUAUUUAUUUUCUUAUGGAUUCAUGAUAACUCCUGGAGUUUCCGCUUCGAUCCAAACAAUCAAUGAAAUCCUCGCUCGAUUUUUUCUCACAGCUGGAUUGACACAAAUUUAUGCACGUAAAAUGGUUCCUUUUUUGAGGUUUUUUCUCUGUUUUUUUGCCUAAGGUUAAUGCUCCCAUUAUCUUUUCACCCCUAGCUGAAAAAUAAAAUAAUAUAUAAUUGUGAGUCGAUUCUUUCGCUGAUCUCGUAAAGAAUUCCAAAACUUGAAAAUUUUCUAGAUAAAAAAAAACCUAUACAAUAAUUUCCCCGGAUUCUUUAUUCAGGUCUGAAAAAUCAAAAUAUCAGUUCGAGAACACCUGAAAGCAUCUUUAGAAAGAAAGUUGCCUUUUUUAUUUUCAUCUGUCUCAAAACACCCACGCCUAUGCCAAAAAUAUUCCGCAGGAGUAUUUGAAGUUCAACUGGUAGGCUUAAAGAUUUUUCCUCAAAUCAAUCGAAACGAAAGAAAGAAGAACGACUUUGUUAUCUCAAAAAACAUCUCAAAGGUCAAUUUAUCAGCUUGCGUGUGUUGUUUGGCAAUAAAUUUUUUUCAGCAGAAGAGCUUCCCAGUUUUUUUUUCGGUUGAAUUGCUAUCAAACGUUAAAUACUUUGCUUCGCAUAAAUUUCAAGUUUUUUUUGGGGACGGAAUGGGUAAAAAUAACGACCUCCUAUGUGCUUCCAGAUGCCUGUUCCACGCAUAAUUCUUGAUUUUUAUGCGUUUUUCUGCUGCUGUUUCUUUUCUUUUCGCUGAUUUUAGGUUUUAGAGAUAUUUUUUUUGUUUUAAGUGUUAAUUUUCAAUUUUGAAGAGUAGUCCACGUUAUCAACAUGUUUAGUGUUGAUCAGAAGCAGUCAAGUGCUUAUUUGUUCUAGAAUUCUGGUUGCUUUCUGAUGAUUUCGGACUGAUUUGAAGCAUUUUCCUAAACUUCUUGCUGUUCCAUUGAUUCCUACUCCAAAUCGACAAAAAGUAUCAAAUUUAAUCUUUUCUGAUAUUUAUCGAUAUUUAUAAUUCCAUGAAUAGAAUGAAACGUUAGAGUUGUUGGGAAUGCAUAGAAACGUUAAUCGAAAACAGCUAUACAUGACCAAAUAUGGGGCUCCUCUGCAGGCUUCCUAUCGACGAACGACGACGAGGACAUGGCGUCGGUCUCGAUCCGCGUGCACACGACCGAGGGAGCCGACGUCGUCGUCGCCCCUUCUGACACCGUCGAUCCAUCUGCAGCCAACGUAGUGCGUUAUUUGCUCUUGCGGUCCCGGAAGAAAUCCCUAGACUGAUCGAUUUUUUUUUUUCGAGUUUAACGUAUGAAAAUUGUUUAACUUUUGCAUUUUAAAGGAUUCAUUGAAAGAAGUUUUCUGCAUCGUUUUCUUUUUCAAUUUAUUUUCUCUAUUUGUUGGAUGAAUUCAAAUUUUCAUUUCAAACACGACGCUGUAUUGUUCAAGAUAGAAAAGUUUAUUGAAAAUGAAGAGAGAAAAUAUAGUUUUCGGAAUUUUCGGGAAAGCCUUAAGAUUCAUGCUUAGAAAUCCUUUGAAGAGCGGUCGGAACAUUUUAUGAGGCAAAAAGAAGGUUCUGAAAAGAAAAAAAAAAGUCUCAAAGUGCAGCUCAACUCAAUCUCUGAUAACGAAGACCUCAAAGUCAGAAAAAUCUGUGGAAAUGUACCGUUCUCAGACUUUGAGAGGUCCUUUCUCAAAAAAAAAGAAUAGGAAGUUCUGCGUGUUGAUCCUUCAGAUUUUAAAAAGAAGCGCCUCAAGAUCUUCAAUUUGCUUUUCCAUGUUUGUCGUGCGCUUCUUCUCACCGAGAUGUUUUUCUGAUAAAAAAAAGAAACUAUAUUAAAAAUUGUUUAAUUACAGUAAAUAAGCUUCAUCGUGGGGAUAAAAAAAGCAAAAAAAUCUCCAUUAUACUUAAAAUAAACAUUAAUUUUUUUGAAAAAGACUUCACAAAAAAAGUUUUUUUAUAUCUGGAGUGUACGGAAGUUUUAAGAAAAUCGGAAAUAAUCUUCUUUUUCCUUUUUUUUUUGGAGCUUUGUUUUCUUUUCUCAUCUACUCGAGCAAAUCCGAUUUCAGUGCGACAGACGGAGUUCCAGUCGAGAUUCCCGACGAGAAUCGUCCAAUUCUUUUGUGAGAAGAAGCCGCGCUUCUUCAGCUUUCGGCGAAAAUGGUGACCUCGCCCUUGAUGGCAGUAUUAAUCGGGUUCGUUUCUCUCUGAUCAAGGCUUUUUUAGAAAAAAAAAGCGAAAUUGUAGACUUUUCUAUUGCAAAAACUGAGUAGUUUGAUCCCGAUUUUCACGACAAAAAAUCGCUCUUUGAGUCGCAUUUCUCACCAAUCAAUCAUGCAAGCUUCACUUCUCUCAAAAAUUACAAUAACUUAGGAAAAAAGUGCAAAAAAGUUCUAGAGGGCUUUUCAAGUUUUUGAACUUUAUUGUCAAAGAAAAAUAUUUUUUAAAUUAGUGACCAAAGUAAAAAAUGCAAAACAAGGCAAACCUCUUCAAGUCGGGUGCAAGUUUAAAGAAUUAUUUAUUUUUCAAAAAUCUUCAGCGCUCGUCCGAAUGAGAAGUUUCAGAAUCAGAAUCGAAAAAUUUUUUCUCUAAUAAUGCUCUGUACGUAUCCGAAUGGCAUAUUAGAUUCUAGACUUCGAAGCAGAAUUCUAAUUAAUUAUCUGAAAUUCCCACAUAUCGAAACAGUCUCUCGCUAUUGUUCCAAUAAUAAUGAACGAUAUUGGAAUAAUUUUGAUAUAUUUAUCACAGUAAUCAUUAUUAUUUCAACAUACAGAAGGUGCGAAAGUUGAAGAGUAUGGAGAAUAUUUUUCGGAUAUUCCGUCCAUCCAAGGUCAGUGGGUUGUGUAAUGUGUGACGAUUGAGCCUUUAUGACAAAAAAAAAGCUUCUUUGUAUUAAUUAUUGUCCGCGAUUCUUGAAGCUGUUGCAUUUUUAAAUGUCCAUGAUGUCGUUAAAGUUUGAAGUUAUUCUUUGUUAAUAUUUUUUUUCGCAGCAAUCUCCUCAAUUUUUUGACAAUUUUAAAGCAAUUUUGAUACGUGUUGAGCUAGGAAAAUGCUACUGAACUAUUUGAUUUUUUUUAGGCGCGGAAAACUCAAAGUGUGAGAAAUGCAGAGCCAGGCCUUCGUUCUAUGCUUUAUGGGCUCGAUCAGAAGCUGUAAGUUUCUUUUUUUCAAUUAAUAACAGAAGCGACCCUGGGGUCCACAAAAGUUAUGACAAAGAUUUUUGUUUUCUCAGUUUCGCAAAAAAAAAAAACAGUUUAAAAAUAGACUUGAAGAAAAAAAAACCAGGAAAAAGAUUCAAAGUGUUUUUAAAAUAAGCUGGGGAAAAUUUCUCUCAUCUCAAUUUUUUAUUGAUGUUUUUUCGAAAAAUAUGAAUUCUAAAGAUCCGCGAUGUCUUGAAUAUUUUCCCAGACUUAAAGAUCAAAGUCAAUCAUCACUACAAUGCUCAAAAACCGAUAACAGGAGCCAAACAGAAAAGUGAAGAGAUAUACCGUUUCACGGCGUGUCGCCAUUGGACAAACAUCAUGUUAGCUUCUCAUCGCGUUUUUUUCUUUCCAGGGAGAAGGAAGAGGCGGAAGCCAAGAAGCUUCAGAAGAAGAUGCUCUGUGAGUUUGAGCGUUUUUUAUUGUCUUUGAGCUUACAAAAAUGAGUGCACCCGUGUUCAUUCGCGUUGAUACGCGACUCACACACAAACGCUUCCGACUCGUGUUUUUUGUUGGUCUACGGACAACUAUUUUCUCAUCAAAGCUACUAUUCUGUAAAUAUAUAAUUUGCUAGAACUGCUAUUCCUGUCAUUAGUCUAACUUCACAAAAAUUAUUCCCUUCCGAACUUGACGAAUAUUCGAAACAUGUCAACGGAGACGACCGAAAGAAUCCUGGAUCCUCUGGAGGAACAAAACAAAAAGAAAAAGAAGUCGUCUUUCCUUCUGAAGGCGCAUCUGACAGUUCUGAACGGCGUGAGGUCCUGGUUCAAACGACAUGUCAACGAAAUGUGGGCCUCCAAGUCCACAACUCAGAUUAUCCAGACUAUCGAUCAUUGUUCGUUUCUUUCUUUUUUGGUAGGAUGAUGGUGACUCUUUUCUGGUGGAUGUUAUAA